AGUAGACAAAAAUGCGCAAAAAAGGUUUGUCCAUUUCUGCGCUUUUAAAGGAAAAGGAAUACUUGAUGCACCUUCCAAUUCUUCUGUUUUUCACGUUGGCAGGAAGCCUCGGUGCCGAUUUCCCAUAUUGCCCGAGCCCAGUACAGAAGUACGCAUUUGAAUGUUUCACCGACUACAACACUCAGAUGUUAAACAUGAAGAAAAGCAGCGCCACCCUAUUGUCAGGGGUGGACGUAGAAAUAUUGCGGGCUUUCUGCAGUUCCUACAAUACGGCCGUAGCCUGCAUCGGGAAUAUUAAGGAAGUAUGCCCCAAGUCUCUCCACCGGAAGAUAGAGGCUACACAGAUGAACCUGGAGGGCGCCCAUUCUGAGCUCUCAGAGCUCUGCUCCGACGACAGUAUUUAUGAACGUUACGCCCGCUAUAUGGCUUGUUUCCGGGAAUUCGGGCCAUACUCGGAGAGCUGCUUUAAAAGGGAGAUGAAAUCCCAACUUCGACUGAUGCAGUGGAUAAGCGAGGACGAUAUAUAUCAGUUAUGUAGAGAUCUAGCCCAAACCUUGGAUUGCAUUACCUCCACAAUAACCAUCGAGUGUGGACCGGAAGCUGCGCAACUUGUACCCGUUCUUGUAAAGCCCAUGGUUAAGAAAAGCUCAAAGUGUGACGUAAUAUCUACAACGAUAUUUGAAGUAUCUCCUACCACGGCAAAGCGGCGUAGGCCGUACAGACAGAAAACUAGCACCCCAAUAUCCAGCUUAGUAACUUCGCAAGAAAAGGAUAACUCAUUGCACAGUCACGUUAUAUAUGCGAACACUCAAGACAAAAAUAAAGCCUCAUCUCUCAGUUGUUGUGUAAUAGUUAUGUGUUUGACGUUUGUUUCCCUACAAUACUUAAAAAUUUAGCCACUUCUUUCUGCAAAUUGACUAAGUGUAAAAAGGUUAACAACUUA
Messenger RNA from Saccostrea cuccullata (small rock oyster), 943 nucleotides. RefSeq lists its product as uncharacterized. The record is from RefSeq and is a predicted model, not a curated record. NCBI's taxonomy places the organism in Eukaryota, Metazoa, Mollusca, Bivalvia, Ostreida, Ostreidae. The transcript has 6 exons. The coding region runs from base 12 to 896 and encodes 294 amino acids.